Messenger RNA from Juglans microcarpa x Juglans regia, 648 nucleotides. RefSeq names its product putative germin-like protein 2-1. Lineage: Eukaryota; Viridiplantae; Streptophyta; Magnoliopsida; Fagales; Juglandaceae. The transcript has 2 exons. Gene Ontology annotation, molecular function: manganese ion binding. Bases 1 to 648 code for a protein of 215 amino acids. Gene Ontology annotation, cellular component: cell wall. The record is from RefSeq and is a predicted model, not a curated record.
AUGGCGUCUCGCUUUCUCCUGCUAGGACUUCUGGCUUUGUCUUUCACUGCCGCAUUGGCCUCUGAUCAUAGCCCUCUCCAAGACUUCUGUGUCUCGGAUACAAACAGUAAAGUGGUCGUCAAUGGUUUGGCAUGCAAGGAUCCUAAGACGGUUCAAGCCAAUGACUUUUCCGCCAGUGGACUUCAUAUGGCUGGCAAUACAUCAAAUCCAGUCGGUUCAAAGGUUACCCCAUUGACAGCUGCUCAAAUACCAGGACUCAACACUCUUGGCAUUUCACUUGCUCGUAUUGACUAUGCACCAUGGGGCAUCAACCCUCCUCACACUCAUCCUCGUGCCUCUGAGAUCUUGUUGGUCUUGGAAGGUAGUCUGGAAGUUGGGUUCGUCACCUCUAAUCCAGAGAACCGACAUAUCACAAAAGUGCUACAAAAGGGUGAUGUGAUUGUAUUCCCGGUUGGCCUCAUCCAUUACCAAAGAAAUGUAGGCAAUGGAAAUGCCAUCGCCAUUGCCGCUCUCAGCAGUCAAAACCCUGGUGUCAUCACUAUUGCUAAUGCUGUGUUUGGGUCGAAACCGGAUAUUGCAAGUGACAUUCUAGUUAAGGCUUUCCAGCUGGAUAAAAAUGUCGUCACCAAUAUCCAAUCCAAGUUCUAG